CGGGAGAACAAUGUUUUGGCUCUAGCUUUCUACAAAAAAAAAACCCCGGACGGCUGAGGACGAAACAACACAAGCCUCAAACAAAACAAAAAGAACACAACAAAACACAGCAGGUCAUGGUCGUGCACCGGAUGACACUGAUUGGUACCCCAUAGUUUUCCUGCCCGCCGGCAUUCACCAUGAGCAUCAUUCAAGACAAACUAGGCAAUGAAUACCUGCGCUCCAACGGGGGCAUGGACUCCAACUUCGGUCCUGGCAUGAUAAUGUUCAGCCACCUCCCCCCGGUGACCAGCUUCACCCGGCUGGCCGCCCAGUCUGUCAUGCAGGACCUUCCGCCGCAAGAAAUGAUCCUGAAGAAGGAGCGUGACUCGCCUGACUGCAGCAUGGGCGCUCAGGGUGGCAGCUUGGGGUGCGCGGGGGUGGGAGACUAUAUUCACGCCAUGGGUAUCAAGCAGGAGAAACUGUCAGAGCACGAUUAUCGCCUGCCGCUGUACCCAGGAGGACCGGGCAAGAGCACAGAGCUGCUGGAGGUGACGCUCAGUAACAACCAGGGCCUGAUGGUGCAUGACCUCAACAUGGGCAACCUGCCGAGUCAGGAGCCCACUGGGAGAAAAGGUCGAAGGUCAAACGGUGAUGGACAGGAGGGUAGACCAAGAAAGAAGCGAAGUGAGGCAAAGCAAUCAAUGAUGCUGGAUGCAGAUGGAGGCAACCUGUCCCCAGGACACAAGCCUCACAUCUGUGAACACUGCACUGCAUCCUUCAGAAGCUCUUAUCACCUACGCAGACACGUCCUCAUACACACAGGGGAACGACCUUUCAGAUGCAGUCAGUGCAACAUGAGUUUCAUUCAGAAGUACCUUCUGCAGCGACACGAGAAAAUCCACAGUGGAGAGAAGCCAUUCAGCUGCGACCAGUGUAACAUGCGAUUCAUUCAAAAGUACCACAUGGAGAGGCACAAGAGGACGCACAGUGGAGAAAAGCCGUACAGAUGUGAGACCUGCCAACAGUAUUUUUCUAGGACAGACCGAUUGCUUAAGCACAAGCGAACCUGUGGAGAAGCCAUAAAGAAGGGGCUGGAUCCCGGGAUGAUGGACCUGGGUUGUGUAGACAUGGGACAUGGCAGCUAUGGAAUCACUCAGGGAAAUGCAGGGAAUAAUGGGAGAAAGAGGGGAAGGUCCAAAAAUUCUGGAGAGGGAGGGGAGCGCAAGAAGAAGAAGCAGCAGGGGGAUGCAGGAGGAGCAGCAGGGAUGAGGAUACCGCACAUUCAUGAUGCUGUAUCUGGAGGCUACAGCAUCCACGAAUACUCUGUGGAGAAUCAAACAGUAUCCUCCUCGACUGAGCCAGGACCCAGCAUGCAGCACGGCCACCAUGGACGAGCUCCAAAGAUGGCUUUCAAGAAGGCCAAUCGCAAGAGUCUUGAUAAAGUGGGCCUGGGGCAGGCCAAAGCAGGCCCGAUGGAGCAGAGUGGGGGAAUGGAUGGUCUUGGCCUCAUGCAGGGUAAUGGGGCUAAAGUGGGGCCCACGAACAGCAGCAACUACGAUGACGCCAUGCAGUUUCUCAAGAAGAGACGUUACCUUCAUGCAGCAAACAAUGCACACUCGUCAGGGCCCGCCGUGGCUGGAGGCAACAACAAUGAAUAUGAUGUCAGUGUCGGUCACUUGUCUUCCCAUCCGUCUGUUAUUCAGGGUGUCGUUUCCAGCGUGUUGGACAAUGACGUGCCUCUAAAUCUGGACAAGUCAGGGAUCCCCGAUGAGGUGCUGCAGAGCCUCCUCGACCACUACACCCAGAAACCCGACGGCUCACACCACGACGUUCACUUUGACAUCAGUGACCAUCACGUGGACAUGAACCAUCACUCAGCCGACGGUCACGACAUCGGCCACAACGACGUCCCCAGCCCGUCUGGAGACAAGACUGUCAUGAUGCACGAAUACUCGCGCUUCCUGCUGCAGGCCCUGGAGCGCACAAGCCACAGUGCCAGCUUCCCUCUUGGUCCCGGGCCUCCUGCCUCUGGACCGUUCACCAGUUCCCAUCCGGGCAACCCGCUCUACUCUGACAAAAACAUCUACACUACUUCCCCACUGGAGUGUGGCUUCGGCCACUCAGCGGCCUCGCCUUCGCUGCCCUCCUCUGUGCCAAAGUCUCACUUUGCGAUGCUGACGGGCUCCUCACCACAGCACAGCUUCCACCUGAGCAGCCUGGAGGCGUCCACACACCAGCAGCUCACCCCUUCUCAGGAGCUCACCGACCAGAUGGAGAAGCAGCACUCCUCCACUCCCCCUUCCUCUUACCAGAUCAGCCCAUCUGACCUGAGCAGCCAGAAGGACCAACCGCCUGUCAAGAACGGCACAACGGUCUACCCUCUAACUCCCUCACACGAUCUGGCCCCUCUCGACUCUUCCAAGCCUUCCUACCAGAUAGAAAACUUUGCUCAGGCGUUUGGCUCCCAGUUCAAGUCAGACGGCCGCGGCUUGUCUUACAGCACUGACUCUAGCGGGGAAGUGGAUCACCACAGGAUAAGGACUGUGUCUGAAUUCUCAGGGUAUAGUAGUUUGUUAUCUGAUGUCAAUGAGCCAGUAAGUACAGGUUCCAAAACUCCAACAAGCCAAAGCUACAGAUGAGAGCCUGAGAGGGAGAGAACACUGUCAUUAAAGUUGAUGUUCUUAUGUUAAUUAUUUAGUGCUCCUAUUUUAUUAUUAUUAUUAUUAUUAUUAUUGUUAUUAUUUUUUUAAGUGACAUCUUUAUUUUAAUUAUACUGAUGCUCUGUUUUUGUGCCCACUCCUCUCCCCACAAUGAGCCUGCAAGGCUUCCUGCAAAUGCAAUUUUUUUUUAAAGUAUCUGUUAUUUUUAAGUUAAAUAUGUAUUGACUGUUUAUUCAUGUCAUAUUAGUGACAAUAGGUCUGGUCAUUAAUUAUGAACUGAAAGUACUUUUUAAGUAAGCGUAGAGUAGCAUCAACGACAUAUUUCUUUUCCAAUGAGCUGAAGUGUUUGAGCAAUCAACUUUACAAUUGUAAAAUAAUAAUGGAAAUAACCAUGAUGGCAGGGAAUAGCCCAGAAUUGAAAUAGCAAAAAAAGAAAGAAGUUAUUGUCUGUUACAAGGUUAAAAGUAUUACUCAGGAAAAAGUGGAAAGGAAGAAGCAUAUGAGGUGCAGUGAGCCCUCUUUCAGUGUCAGUUUGCGAAUUCAAAGAGGAUUUUUCUUAUGUUUUGUUACUUGUUGAAUGAGUGUGACGUAAACAGACUGCUGCCAGCUCACUUGAACACUGAAAACACUUUCUACUUGGCUAUAUAGAGAUUAUGGUACUUUCGUGUCAAUGUGAAACUCAUGUUUUCUUCAAUAAGGGCCAUAUAUAUAUCUAUAUAUAUUUAUAAGAAUAUAUAUUAUGUAAAAUAACAGAUUUAAUCAUUCUGGGGAACUGCCAGUUGAAGUAGAGGGAGAAUGAGGGCUGUUUCAGGGGGGUAAAUGUUGUCCUUGUUAUAUUUUUGGAGAACAAAAGUGAUGUUAGGGCUUUUCUUUGGCCAAUAGAGGUUGCUGUUGGACAGCGAUAGAAUGGCCUUCCCCUUAUCCCGCCCUUGUCGUCUUCCUCAUUUCUCUUAUGUCUUUAAAAGAAUCCAAUUAGCACUUUGAGCCGUUUUCUUACAUUGUGUAAAGUACCCCGUCACAUCAAGGAAGCUCAAACGUCAGGAAUGGACUGGCUUUUUGAAAGAGACAUGUUGCUGUUUGGGCAUAUGCAGAUGGGGUUUUCUUGGGGCUGUAUAAUGAGAAUACCCUUUGUUUGGGUAGCAUGGUUUAUACGGGAUG
Molecule: messenger RNA, 3800 nt
Organism: Scomber scombrus (Atlantic mackerel)
Lineage: Eukaryota; Metazoa; Chordata; Actinopteri; Scombriformes; Scombridae
Gene: znf281a
Product: zinc finger protein 281a
Exons: 7
Coding region: 180-2621 (813 amino acids)
Biological process (GO): regulation of transcription by RNA polymerase II
Cellular component (GO): nucleus
Molecular function (GO): RNA polymerase II cis-regulatory region sequence-specific DNA binding; DNA-binding transcription factor activity, RNA polymerase II-specific
Source: RefSeq, a predicted model, not a curated record